GGUUACACGGUCGUAUUUGGCAGCGGGACCAUCGUGGAACGACAGCAGACAUGGCUAAAAGUGACGGAAGCGAUUACUUUAAAAGGACUAGCCUCUUCUGGAUUGUCUCCGUUACAUUGGCAGUUGGAUAUUUCACUUGCACUGUGUUUGCUCCAGAAAAAAUACCAUUUGAGUACCUCGGCGUAUUUGGCAGCUUCUGCAGAUACCUUGUGGACAACUAUGCAGACUUGAUGUACAAAGGGUGGUGGGCAGCCACAGCUAUUCAUGUAUUUGAAGCCUGUGUUGCACUCAGUGUGUGCAGCAACAAAGGCAUCAGCAGCACGACCACCCGCUGCAUGUGGUUUUUCCAGACCCUUCUGUUUGGCUUCGCCUCCCUCGGCCUGCUCCUCAAAUACAACCCCAAGCGUCCUAAACAGCACUGAUGGCCAGCAGGAGAAGCCACAUCAGUGUCUCCCAAGUGCCUCUUCCUCUAUCUCUUUCUCUUUCUUAUGAAUUAGUGUUUAGGACCACAGAGAUGUAGGAAACAAUUAUACCUUCUCCUUUUAACUCAUAAGUAUUUGCAGUGAUGACAUUUCUUUGAUUGAGACACUACAAACUUUUUUACCUAGUUUUUAGUUUAACCUUUGCUCCCAUGAAGAGCAGAUAUCAAUUUCAUUCCAUGUGUUUUCUUCGCACAAAGCUGAAUGAGGAUCUUGUGCAAUUAAUGUUUCAGAAGUUCAGAAGUUUCAGAAGAAUGAGCAAAAUUUACUUGAUGUUUCGUCCUUGGCUGAAUUAUCUGUGCAAUACAAAGGGGAAUUUAAUUAGCAUUGUUUUAUGCUCCCAUGAUGUUUACAGGCAGCCUUCCUGGUGGCAUUAGGGAUAUUUUUAGCUGCUAACACCAUUAUUAUGGCAAACAGGUUGGACUCAAGGAAGAUCCAAGAUGAUAAUUAAAGAGAGCUGAUGUCACUUUUGUCUUCUUGGUGCUAAGGUGCUUUGAGAUUUUAAAUAUACUGGAAGUUAAUGCUACCACUUCAUGUGAACAAUAAAGAAUGAUUUACAAA
Messenger RNA from Melanotaenia boesemani (Boeseman's rainbowfish), 1040 nucleotides. RefSeq names its product transmembrane protein 254 (gene tmem254). NCBI's taxonomy places the organism in Eukaryota, Metazoa, Chordata, Actinopteri, Atheriniformes, Melanotaeniidae. Bases 51 to 422 code for a protein of 123 amino acids. The transcript has 4 exons. The record is from RefSeq and is a predicted model, not a curated record.